Messenger RNA from Nannizzia gypsea CBS 118893, 1365 nucleotides. Its product is annotated as sensitive to high expression protein 9. Gene Ontology annotation, cellular component: mitochondrial inner membrane. The transcript is spliced from 2 exons. Gene Ontology annotation, biological process: inner mitochondrial membrane organization. The record is from RefSeq and is a predicted model, not a curated record. Bases 1 to 1365 code for a protein of 454 amino acids. Lineage: Eukaryota; Fungi; Ascomycota; Eurotiomycetes; Onygenales; Arthrodermataceae.
AUGCCUGGUAUGCGGUCUACACCGUUUUCCUUGCUCAGGGAGUCUCUUCGGCCCGGGUCGCUCACUCAAUCUAGGUCCUUCCGUGCGUCCAGUCGGCUACGCAGCUUUUCGUCCCAACCUAUCCAACGCCCACCUGGCCGCCAACCAUGGGCUGGGAAUAAUGCAUUCGUGUGUUUAAUAUGUCAAUUGAAGGCGCAUUCGAGGCUUUACUCUACUCGUAAUGACAAGGGUACUCAGGGAGGGGUGAAUACUGAGCAGCCCAAGGAUGGAGGGGAGAACGGAGGAGUUACAGGUGCAGAUGCUUCUGGCAUGGUAAAACCGCCCGCUUCCUGCACAAGUGAACUUCCGUCCCAGGAAGAGCGCCUACGGUCCAAUCUCUCGAAGAAAUUUGAAGACUUGAUGGAUAAUUUGCAAUCCAACAUUUUUGUUGCUGGACAACAUCUCAACGAUCUCACUGGGUACACGGCCAUUGAGAAACUGAAGCAGGAUAUUCGGACCCAAGAGGAACUGGUGCGCCAUACUCGAGAGAAAGUUCGUCAAGCAAAGGAAGCCUACUCUUCAGCUAUAAACUGCCGUUCUGCGUCCCAGCGUGAAGUCAAUGAGCUUCUGCAGAGAAAGCAUGCCUGGACACCUACGGAUCUUGAACGAUUUACAUCUCUUUACCGUUCUGAUCACGUCAAUGAGCGGGCAGAGAUAGAGACACAAGAAGCACUCUCAAACGCUGAACGUGAAGCCGAGGAAACAACUGCCGAGCUUAGCAAGAAUAUCCUGACGCGCUAUCACGAAGAACAGGUGUGGUCCGAUAAGAUUCGGCGCAUGAGUACAUGGGGCACGUGGGGCUUGAUGGGUGUCAAUGUACUACUGUUCUUGGUCUUUCAGGUUGCGGUUGAGCCCUGGAGGAGGAGAAGACUGGUCAAAGGGUUUGAGGAGAAAGUUGCCGAAGCCUUGGAGAAGGAGAACGUUCGUCACACGAAGGAACUUUCCGCAGCAAUUAAGCAAGCGAAGCCAGCCUCUGAGCCGGAGAAAGAUACUAGUGUUCUAGCCGCAGACGCAUCUGAUUUACCUGAUGGGGCGGAUAAGUUUGAUUCUGCCCCUGAAACGCCCAUGGAGGGACAAAAUACACGGCAAGAACCUGUAGAAGCUCAAAUAUCGACCCCGGAAUUACCACCUCUGACACCCAUACUUCCACCAGAUCUUGAUCUAGCACCCGAGGCCUGGAGGAAGUCAUCCCAGGCCUUCUUCACUGAACGACGUGUUACGAUAUUACAACGAGAUUUGACUACUGUGGUGUUGGAAAGUGCGGCAGUAGGUGCUGCCGUGAUGGGAGGAGUCCUGUUUGCCAUAUCUCGGCUGAGUCAUAAAUGA